UGUAAUUUAUCAGUUUGGAGGGGCGUAGAAAGGAGGCCAUAUUGUACAGUUAAAUUGAAAGAACGAAAAUAAUUAUAUCAUCGUGUAGUUGUGCUUGUUUCGUUUCGUAUUUUUACUGUACACAUUCGAAACGGUAUCGUUAGAUUCUCGCAAUUAAAGUAACAGUGUACAGGAACCGAUUCGAGGUUCCUAAUUUUUUUUGUAAAUAACUACAAGUCGUAGUAGUGUAUCCUGAUAUCUAGGUACCGUCCGUCAGUCUACUAAAGGGGUUUAUUGCUCCGAACGAGAUGGGCACUCGGGAUGAUGAAUACGAUUAUUUAUUUAAAGUUGUUCUUAUCGGUGACUCUGGAGUAGGAAAAAGUAAUCUGUUAUCAAGAUUUACGAGAAAUGAAUUCAACUUAGAAUCAAAAUCGACUAUAGGAGUUGAAUUUGCUACGCGUAGUAUACAAGUAGAUGGAAAAACUAUUAAAGCUCAGAUUUGGGACACGGCUGGGCAAGAACGUUACCGUGCUAUUACAUCUGCAUAUUAUCGUGGUGCAGUUGGAGCCCUGUUGGUAUACGAUAUCGCGAAACAUCUAACGUAUGAAAAUGUGGAAAGAUGGUUGCGAGAAUUACGGGACCAUGCUGAUCAAAACAUUGUCAUUAUGUUGGUGGGAAACAAAUCUGACUUAAGGCAUCUACGCGCAGUUCCAACUGAUGAGGCAAAAGCAUUCGCAGAGAGAAAUGGCCUCUCUUUCAUUGAAACAUCUGCUUUAGAUUCUACCAAUGUUGAGACAGCAUUUCAAAAUAUAUUAACAGAAAUCUACAGAAUCGUAUCGCAGAAACAGAUACGUGAUCCACCUGAAGGUGAUACAAUCCGGCCACAAAACGUAGAACCAAUCGACGUGUCACCAACAAUGAAUUCAGAGGGAAUGCGUAAGCCGUGCUGCCAGUGACUCACCUUGCUGCUUAAAAUGACAUACAAAGAGGCACAGGCGAAAAGAAAAGUGGUCGAUGGUAAACGUAACAGGUGCAUACAGUACAAGAGUCAAGACUAUUUACGGUUAUAAGUAUACCCGACUAAGUUUUCCCAAAUAAUCCGGCGUUCUGGAAGGAGGUUAGAUUUUUAAUUGCUUGGUGACAAAUAGUAGACAAGUGUGCGCUGUUGCGAGCCGUACUUAAAGAGUAUUCUUUUACAUCUUUGUUCACGGUCGCUUGGCUUCGAUGAAACAUUCUAAAUUGGCAUCGCUUUCUCCGACGAAGAGAUUAAUCACCGUUCUCUCACCGGGAACACCAGAGAAAACUGUAUACUUCUCUCGAGUUCCUUUGGAUUAUUUGGGAAAAAUGUAUUGUAAUCUCGCCGCUAAGAAACGCGAAGAGUCGAGGAAACUAGCGACACUUAUACACCAUAGCAGAUACAUACGAGUAAAUCAUAAACACGAUCGUACAAUCUAAAUACAUCAUCAGAAAUAUUAAAAAAAAAGGGCGAAAGUAUGUACGCGCUCUUAUUCUGUCUUCGAAAUUCAUCCCCUGUCGCUCUCACUUCCUGUUUCAUUUUUUCUUUAUCGUUACAAUAUGUCAAUGUUUGUGUUACUGCUUUGUAAUACAUGUGUAACUCUACUCGACACGUAGUGAGCGAUCGUGAAUAUGCGAAUGAUUUAUAAUAUUACAUAAAUAAGAUACAUCUGAGAUAUUUGGUUAAAAGUUUGAUGCGUAGCCUACAGAUUGCAAGGAUGAUAAUUUUUUAAUUUUUAUUAUUCUGUUGGCCUCAUUACUUAUAAAAUAUAGAAAUUAUUUACAAUAUUAUUGUUACAGAUUAGCAAUUGUUCCUCCACGAGUAAGCAACUUGAGGCAUCCUUGAGUAAAGAAAGCGAAGAAUUCAAUUGAAUGUUAAACGAAGAGAAAAUUAAAUAAAAAACGAAGCAAUAGUUGAGAGAGGAAAUUUGUAUACAAUUUGAAAGACCUUUUAUCUAGAGGGAAGUAUUUAUCAUUGUACAUUAAAUGAAAAUCUGUUUCAUCCUUACGAUUAGCAAUACAUGUUCUCAAAAUUUAACCAAAUAUUUUAGAAACAAUCUACACUGUAACACAUGAAGUCUUGCGGUUAAAAUAUACAGGUGCACAACAUAGAAGAAACAAAAAAAAAAAAAA
Osmia lignaria (orchard mason bee) is the source of this 2127-nucleotide messenger RNA. RefSeq names its product RAS oncogene family member Rab11 (gene Rab11). The record is from RefSeq and is a predicted model, not a curated record. Gene Ontology annotation, molecular function: GTP binding; GTPase activity. Lineage: Eukaryota; Metazoa; Arthropoda; Insecta; Hymenoptera; Megachilidae.